Messenger RNA from Melanotaenia boesemani (Boeseman's rainbowfish), 1526 nucleotides. RefSeq names its product testis-expressed protein 47-like. Lineage: Eukaryota; Metazoa; Chordata; Actinopteri; Atheriniformes; Melanotaeniidae. The transcript is spliced from 9 exons. The record is from RefSeq and is a predicted model, not a curated record. Bases 45 to 776 code for a protein of 243 amino acids. Gene Ontology annotation, molecular function: FAD binding; blue light photoreceptor activity.
ACAAAAAAAAAACAACAACAAAAGAAACGGUACUCUAGUUAGUCAUGACUGCUUCUGGGAAAAACACACGUUUGUCGUUUUUUUGGCAAGACUCAGAGGAGGAAAAAGACGACAGAGUAACUAUGUUUGAUGUGGUUAACGGCCAAAUGAAAGAGAAUAUCGUGAUACAGCAGCUAAUAGUGAUUGCCCGGCUCCCCCGCAGUCUUGCUGAGAAGACACGACUGGGAGAUUAUUAUGAAGAACUUGUCUAUAAGUCAAAAGUACUUUGCUCAUAUGAAGCGAUAACGGGCCUGCUGUUGAUUUAUCCAACCUGCUUGUUACAUGUUAUUGAGGGGUCAAGAGAAACCCUAAAUUCUGUUUUAAAAGACAUGGCUCAACAGCCAAAGAGUGUAUUGCUGGAAGCAAAGAUUGUCUUCAUGGGUCACGACCUUCAAAGCAGACUCUUCAAAGACUGGGACUACAAGGUGCUAAAAGCAAAUCAGGUUGCUAGCAAGGCUGCGGUGGAAGGAGAUGAGGAAGAGAACACAGAAACUCUAGUCUGCAGUGUCCUUUCAGCACUACAACAACUGAAAAAACAUCUGGCAACAGGGGCUUUUCCUGAGGAAGUGCUAGAUGAGAAUCCAGAGUUGAUCAUUUCUCAGAAUAUUUUAGAGAAGCUUAUGAGUCGAGAUGAUUUUAUGAGCCCACAGCAACACCUGGAGAUCUACAAUUUACCUUUAAACAUCAGCGUUGAAAUUGGUAAAGUCGAUCCAAGAUCCUUAUUCCCCGAUAUUUAAAUUUCCAGACCGAAAGUCAAAGAUAGGGCUGGAGUCAUCACCCCAGGCUUGAAAAUGGAGGUUUUUAACAUGCGUGGACGAUAUGAAAUGGUCCAUUUCAAGGCAAGCAGUGAUGAUUUGUCAGUCCUAACUAAGUUGUUCUUUACACCUGAAUUUAAACAAGUAGAAAGGGAAGUAAACGAGAAGUGAAAACAACAAAUUGUAAAAUAAAAUGAAGUUCUGAAACUACAGUACUAACCUGAUGGGAGACAGACUCAAUUUACUCAUCAAUUCCCCCUGACUACUUCCCCCUUGUUUCAUGUCUAAGUUCACAAAACAAAAUUAAAAUAAAUAAAAAAAUAAAAAUCUUGUUCAAGAACACAAAUGAAUAGAUUUAAUUUCUGGACCACAGCUUUACUAAUUCCCAUUCUGACUGAAUUUCAAAACAGUAAUGGAUGGUUUUACAAUAAACAUUUUAGCACCAGUGGGGCCAUUUUUUGUCUGAUAUUUCCCAUAGGUUGAAAACUAUAAAUACCCAAAUCAUAAAGCUUUUUGAUGAACACUGAGUACAAAGUACAAAACUGUAAAUAAGACAUGUAUCUAGUCUGUUGACUUAUUUCAAAAUGGCUUUAGGUCUCAAAGGCUGGCAAAAUAUUUUAAAAUAAAAGUUACAUUUCCAGUUUUGUCAGUGUGUUAGAUAAUCAUUGUUGGAACGGGGGGCACACAGAAAGAGAAAUGAGCUUGCUUUAAUUGAUUCAUUAAGUGCAACUA